GAAAGCCCGGCAAGCUGGUGAACAUCCCGGAAGUGCAGGUAAAGGGCCUGUGCACGGCUGUCCGCCAGAUCUUUCUGGAUCAGAACGCCCUGCUGGAGCUCGAGGCACCCUUGAAGAUUUGUGGCGAUGUCCAUGGCCAGUACCAUGACCUGCUCCGGCUUUUUGAGUACGGCGGUUUCCCUCCGGAAAGCAACUACCUCUUCCUGGGCGACUACGUCGACCGAGGCAAGCAGAGCCUGGAGACCAUCACCUUGCUUUUCGCUUACAAGGCGAAAUUCCCGGAGAAUUUUUUCCUCCUGCGCGGCAACCACGAGUGCGCCUCCAUCACGCGCAUCUACGGCUUCUACGACGAGUGCAAGCGGCGCUACAACAUCAAGCUGUGGAAGCAGUUCUGCGACGUGUUCAAUUGCAUGCCUGUGUGUGCCAUCAUCGACGAGAAGAUCAUUUGCAUGCACGGUGGACUGUCGCCCGAGAUCAGCAACACUGACCAGAUCAAGAAGCUCGUCAGGCCGACAGAUGUCCCGGACACGGGACUGAUUUGCGACCUACUUUGGGCGGACCCUGACAAGGACAUCGCAGGCUGGGCAGAAAACGACCGUGGAGUUUCGUUUAUUUUCGGCCCCGACGUGGUCACCAGCUUCCUGCAGAAGCAUGACAUGGACCUGGUCUGCCGCGCGCACCAGGUCGUGGAAGAUGGCUAUGAGUUCUUUGCGAAGCGGCAGCUAAUCACGCUCUUCAGUGCUCCGAAUUAUUGCGGUGAGUUCGACAACGCGGGUGCGAUGAUGAGCAUCGAUGAGACACUCAUGUGCAGUUUCAAGGUCCUCAAGCCAGUGAAGGGCAAGAAAUGA
This is a messenger RNA of Symbiodinium necroappetens, 848 nucleotides long. The record is from the annotation of a GenBank genome assembly. NCBI's taxonomy places the organism in Eukaryota, Dinophyceae, Suessiales, Symbiodiniaceae.